UAAACCUCGCGAGAUUUCUCGCUAUAUAAGGCUGCACCGGAAGGCCUUCCUCCUUCCUGCCGUCAGAGCCGCCAUGGACACGAGCCGCGUGCAGCCCAUCAAGUUGGCCAGGGUCACCAAGGUGCUGGGCCGGACCGGCUCCCAGGGGCAGUGCACGCAGGUCCGUGUGGAGUUCAUGGACGACACGAGCCGCUCCAUCAUCCGCAACGUGAAGGGGCCGGUGCGGGAGGGCGACGUGCUCACCCUGCUCGAGUCGGAGCGCGAGGCCCGACGGCUGCGAUGAGCAACGCGACGGAACCGGCUGCACCGCCCCGAUAACGAGAGGAUGGGGGCGAUGGGGGCAGGUAGAGCGGCCUGGGACAGCGCGGAUGGACGGACAGCAGCGGGAAUGGAGAGCAGCGAGGAGCUGCAGCCGCACAAUAAAGGAUUUUUCCAGUA
Molecule: messenger RNA, 438 nt
Organism: Coturnix japonica (Japanese quail)
Lineage: Eukaryota; Metazoa; Chordata; Aves; Galliformes; Phasianidae
Gene: RPS28
Product: ribosomal protein S28
Biological process (GO): translation; maturation of SSU-rRNA; ribosomal small subunit assembly
Cellular component (GO): ribosome; cytosolic small ribosomal subunit
Molecular function (GO): structural constituent of ribosome
Source: RefSeq, a predicted model, not a curated record